GGGGGAAGAAGCGAGAGAGAGAGAGAGUGAGAGAGGUGGGGGGAGAAAGAGAGAGAGAGCAGUUAUACAGAUCAGUUAUUCACAUUCUCUAGCUGAGCAAGUUAACGCAAAAAAUAAAAAGCCCUCGGCACUGAGCUGAGGACUAGAGGCGCUCAAAGGAUCAAGGAAGAAAGCAAAGGGUCCGCUUAAGAAAUCGGAGGAACUGAGGGCUCCAACAUUUAGCAAGAAGCUGUAGCCUAAUUGAAAACUGCAAGGAUGAUCGCCACCACGCAACAGAAUAUGACCACAGAGCUGCAGGACUUGGGGGGUUCAGGGGGACCCCCCCGAAACUGGAAGGGCAUUGGGAUUGCGAUGGUGGUGAUCCUGGGGGUUAUGUCUUUGGUCAUCCUUGCUGUCAUCCUACUGAGCCCUGAUGAGUCUCGGCUCACUCUCCUGUCCCCCCUGACUGUAGAGGAUUUGGAGACUGAGGAGUUCAAAGUUCAUGACCCCUGCGUGACCUGGCUGAAUGAGAACGAGGUGGCGCUCCGCAGCCGGGCGGGAUACGUGCUGAAACACAGCCUCCACCUCAACCUCACCACCACCCUGCUGGACAACUCCACCUUCGACCUGAAAGCCAUCAAAUUCCAGGUGUCUGCCGACCAGAAGUUUGUCCUGCUGGCCUAUGACAUUCACCCGGUGUUCUCUCAGUCCUACACAGCCUCCUAUGUGGUCUACAGUGUGGGCACUGGGGAUUUAUCUGCUCUCAAGCCCCCUGAGAUGGAGGCUGCUGUUGUGCAGUAUGCUGCAUGGGGACCCCAAGGGAACCAGCUGGCUUUUGUCUAUGAUAACAACAUAUACUACCAGUCUGAGGUGUCCAGUGGCCCCCUUCAACUCACAUCCUCGGGCAGGCAGGGUCUGGUUGUCAACGGAGUGACUGACUGGAUCUAUGGGGAGGAGGUGCUGCUGACGUACCCCGCCCACUGGUGGUCCAGGGAUGGAGCUCGAUUGGCUUACCUCACCAUCAACAAUUCAGCCACGCCCUUUAUGGAGAUACCUCACUUCCUGGGUGGGGGUUACCCUUCCAAUAUGUUCUACCCUUAUCCCAAGGCUGGUGCCAAUAUCCCUGCAGUGGGUCUCUUCGUCGUCAAUCUCUACGGCCCCGCCCACACCUUGGAGAUGAUUCCCCCAGACUCAUUCAGGACCAGGAACUACUACAUCUCCAUGGUGAAGUGGAUCAGCAGCACCCGCCUCGCCGUGCGCUGGCUGAACAGGCCUCAGAACCAAUCAGUGCUCUCUGUGUGUGAGGCCACGACCGGGGCGUGCUCAGAGAAACACAAAAUGGCUGUGGAUGUCUGGCAGGAUCAGCGGCAGGAGGUGCCGUUGUUUUCUGGAGAUGGUUCCGUGUUCUACCUGACUCUCCCUGCCAAGCAGGGCGCUCGCGGCGAAUUCCGACACAUUGCGGCCCUUCCGGUUCAGCCCGCCGUCCCCUCUGUCCCCCCUCGCUUCCUGACGUCGGGAAACUGGGACGUCACGUCACUGUGCGCCUUGGACGAGGAGCAGGGGAAAAUAUACUUCCUGAGCACUGAAGAAUCCAGGCAGAGCAGACAUUUAUACAGUGUGGAUGUUGGGGGAGUAUUCCUGAGGCAGUGCCUUACCUGCAAUCUUAUUGAGGGGUGCAGCUUUUUCAAGGCUCAGUUCAGCCCCAACCAAACUCAGUUCAUCCUCCAUUGCUUGGGCCCUGGUAUCCCCAAAGUUACUGUUCACAGGACAAAUGAUCCGUACAGAUACACUGUGCUGGAGGAUAAUUGGCCACUGUCUCAGGCCCUGGAGGGAAAGCGGUUGCCAGAGAUCCAGUUUCAGACCCUCUCGGACGUGGACUUCGAUCUUCACCUGAAGAUGGCGCUGCCCCUGGGGUACGAGAGCAACCUCCACCCGCUCCUCCUCAUAGUAGACGGAGUCCCUGGCAGCCAGGCAGUCACAGAGGAGUUCUCGUUAGGCUGGCCGGAGGCGCUGUGCAGCUCCCACGGGGUGGCGCUGGCCUGGGUGGACGGCAGGAACGGGGUCGCGCGGGGUCAGAAGUCACCCGCCCUCGACCCCCGAAAACUGGGCUCCCUGGCGGUCAAGGAUCAGCUGGGUGUAGUUGAGUGGCUCAUGCAGUUGCCUUACAUAGACCACAGACGGAUCGCUCUUUACGGGAAGGCCUUUGGAGGCUAUUUAACCCUAAAGAUGCUGUCUGCCACAGACCAGCUGUUCAAGUGUGCAGCUGUGAUGGCUCCCAUAACAGACUUCCGGCUCUAUAGUGCUGCCUUUUCGGAGAGGUUCCUGGGUCUUCCUGCCAAAGAAGAGAGUUUCUAUACGGCUGCGUCAGUGCUAGAGGAAGUCCACAGACUGAAAGAUGAGAACUUCCUGCUACUGCACGGCACUGCUGACACGCGGGUGCACUUCCAGCACAGUGCCGAGCUCCUCAGCCGCCUGGUGAAGAUGGAGGCCAACUACUCCCUGCAGCUGUACCCGGACGAGGGCCACGCCCUGCGAGAGGAGAGCAGCAGACAGCACUGCCAGCGCAGGCUCUGCCACUUCUACCAGGCCUGCCUGGAGUACUUCCCCUACGCCCCCGAACCAGAGUCCCCAGAGGAGGACUACUGAGGCCCUGCUGCGCCCCCACUCCGCCACACUAGCGCAUCCCCUACCCCAAACCAGCCGAGGGCCGAGAGGAUGCCUACUGAAUCCCCACCCUGCUACCCCCCCCCCCCCUCACCCACUCCAGCAACGCUAACGCUUCCCCUACCACAAACCAUCUGAGGGUCAAGAGAGGACAAUUUAUAAACCCCUCCCUCUCCACACUUGCACAUCCACUACCCUGCAGUCCUGAGCCAGGAGGACCAUUAUUGAAUCCCCCCCACCCACUCACCCCUCCCCAAGCUGAUGGAGGGAUGACGGACCCCAAUGCUGGUCUGACGCUGCCCCAGAUCAGACCGUCCAACGCGGUGCGGGACGAGGGAAGCAGAAAAAUUUCUUUUCAUAUCAGUGCACGUGGAAUCACCUGCGCGCUGAUACCAGAGACCUGUCCAGUUUACUUUGGCCUUCUGUAGGAUUCGGCAUGAAGCACUCCCUCGUUGGCCUGUAUAAAAUGUUUUUGUUGCGGGGGGCUCUCGCAAGGUGUUACACGCCUCUGGUAUGUGUGACUCAGUGCAGAGGAUCUGACUUACAAGCAAAUGCUGGAACAGCUAGUGGAUGCUUGGGAUUCAAGAUCACCUUUUAAAAAAAGACUGCUGCUCGGAUGCCUGGCUUGCACCAGUUCAGAAAAGAACACCCUUAGGAAUGCAGGGGAUGACUUUUCUGCUGGCUGAGAAUCAGCCUAUUGUGCAAAAUGAAUUGAUCUUUUUUUAUUAUGAGUAUUAUUUGUAUUGCUGAACACAUGGUUCCACCCAUUUUGCUGUAUUUACAAGCAACUGCAGUCCUUGCAUUUUCUUUUUGCUGAUUUGUAUGUCUUAUAAGGCUAAUGAGUCAGUCUCUUUCCCUGAAUGAAGAAGAAUUUUCCCCAAUGGUUUCACUUGACUGGAUUGUGAAUGCGUAUCUUAAUACAGGUUUAUUGCAUGGUUGACAAUAUUUAUGAUCUGGCUGCUUAAAAAGAAUUUGUUUUUAUUUCUCAUUGUGUCUUACCUGUAACCUCAUAUAGUGUAAUAUCCCACUGAAAAAAAUUGUAUUCUACUGUGUAAGGAUAUAAUCAUUCAAUUGGAAAUGUUACAUUCCUUAGAAGCUGACAAAUCAAGAUAACGAGCAAUAACCAGAUAUCUGAGUGCUACCUAGCGUGUACGCCUAAAGUCAGCCUCAUUUCCUCCCCCUUUUUUUUGUACUUUUAAUGAAAAUAUCUUUUGUUUUCCCUUUGUAUUGCAAAUGUGAAAACUCAAUAACUGCAAAAAUAGACUAACAUUGCACCUGCUCAAGACUUCAUGUUCCAGAAUGCACUAGAUUGUAGUUCCACACAGUCCCCUCCCAGCCUGCUUUGUCUCUACCAAAGCCAUGGAAACGUGGUGAUGUGCAUGUUGUUUGUAAAUGAAUGCCCUUAAGCCAUUAAGUUUCUUUUUGUAUUUUUCUUUCACGAAAAGGUAUGGUUAAUGUGUUUUUUAAAAUAAAGUAUUGUCUUCUUUGGUUUAUAUA
Messenger RNA from Anguilla anguilla (European eel), 4140 nucleotides. Its product is annotated as inactive dipeptidyl peptidase 10. The record is from RefSeq and is a predicted model, not a curated record. NCBI's taxonomy places the organism in Eukaryota, Metazoa, Chordata, Actinopteri, Anguilliformes, Anguillidae. The transcript is spliced from 25 exons. Gene Ontology annotation, biological process: proteolysis. Bases 256 to 2625 code for a protein of 789 amino acids. Gene Ontology annotation, molecular function: serine-type peptidase activity; dipeptidyl-peptidase activity.